Messenger RNA from Ramularia collo-cygni, 2196 nucleotides. RefSeq lists its product as uncharacterized. Lineage: Eukaryota; Fungi; Ascomycota; Dothideomycetes; Mycosphaerellales; Mycosphaerellaceae. Gene Ontology annotation, molecular function: lipid binding. The transcript is spliced from 3 exons. The record is from RefSeq and is a predicted model, not a curated record. The coding region runs from base 1 to 2196 and encodes 731 amino acids.
AUGUCUCUCUCAGAACGUGCGCCACUGCUCCCUCAGUAUGAGCAGGAUACCGUGUUGCAGCGCGAGUUGCACCAGAAGCUCCACUCGUACCAGAUGUACCGCGCACUCUCCAAAGGUUACAUGCCCAGCACGGAGCAGGUCAUAAUCAAUCUGCGCACCUUUCUCUCCUCGGACGUACUCAACAAAGACAACCCCGAUCUGUCCACCAGCGGACGCCGCCUGAUCAUCGCAACGCGGCAGUGGCUACAGCAGUUCAUGGACUUGCUCCAGCACAAGAACAGCGAGGAUCAGAUACAAGACCUAGUCUGGUUCUUGAGCAAGAGCAGGAUAUCGGUGGAUGUUGACGACCUCACGGCGCGUGCACAGAAGAGCAAGGCCAAGGCCGACACCAAGGCUGCCUACCAGAGCCUACAAACAGUCGGCUCACUCCUGCUCACGAACUCAGACUUCAGGACCUUCCUGGGAGAUCUGAACGUUGUUGGCAGAGAGGUGUUCAAGGACACUGCUUUUGCGGUAUCGAGCGCUGCCGAGGAGGUAGGGAAGAAGGUUGAGCCCUCCGAGGAGGAGAAAAAGACCGUGGCCAAGCCAGGCGCCGAUGAUGGCAAGAAGCCACCGACCAAAGAUGAGCUUGCAAACGAAGUGACAGACUUGAGCAAGGUCGUCGCCAACGGCUCUGCAGACGUUGCACGGACUGCUGCGGAUAGCGUUGAAGACAAGCUCGCCGGAGAUGAAGGCCAGACACUUAUCAAUCGCCUCAAACAGGCUGUGCUCAAGCUGCGAAAGAGGAACGACUACUCUGAGUCUGUCUCCACACUCGCAACGCUCAUCAAGCGCUAUGCUGUGACAUACUCCCGCGCCGCGAGUGAAAUUGCUCAAGUCGCCCAGGAAGAUGUCCAAGAGAACGAAGCCCUAGACCGUGCCAUGCACAACCUUUGGAUCUUUGCCACUUCUUUCGGCGAGAAGGAAGAAUGGAAGAAGUGCGAGGAGCUUUUUAACCAGGUCAUGUCUCACAAGGAGAACGAUCCACAAUUCGAGCAAAUGAUGCAGGACACCGGUGACUCCCUGCAGAAGCUACUCACAGACCCCGACUUCCUCGACAACGCACAGGAGAAAUUCAACGAGCUCCGAGAGAAGAGCAAGAAAGUCGGUACCGAAAGCUCUCUGUCCAAGGAUAUCCAAGCACUCCUUGAGCAGAUUGAGCGCACAUUCCAGAGUGUGCUCAAGGACGAUGACAUCCACAACCUCAUUCAAACCACUCUUCGCAUUUUUGGUAUUCUGUCGCCCUCGAACUCCACCGCGAACCCGGAUCUCCUGCAGGACGCCAUCCACGUUUUCGUUCCGGUUCUUAUCGCUGCCAUCCAAUACAUUCCCAUCCCUCGCCUCGAAAUCAGCACGCCAGAAAUUGAUCUUCUCCUAGAGAACCUGAUUGUGGAGCCCGGUCGUACCAUCAACCACACCUCUUUCCUCCCAUACCGCCUGAAGGUGGAAACUUACAACGACGUCGAAAUCAAGAAGCACAAGUUCGCAACCACGACCGCCAUGACCAACUUGAUGACCAUCAAAAUUGAUGGUCUCUCCGCGAAGGCAGAAGAGAUUGGAUUUUGGCUACGCGCUCACAAGGGUCUGCUUCGCUUGGCAGACGAGGGUAUCGGAAGCUUCAUGCUGGAUGAGCGCGGUGUGGAUAUCCACAUCGAUGUUGAGAUUGGCAAGAAUAGGUUGGAGCAGGUUCUUACCUUGAAGGCCGUCAGAGUGCACAUUCACAAGUUAGACUACAAGCUCAGGAAGAGCAAGCUGAGUUGGGUGGGAUGGUUGUUGAAGCCGCUGCUGAGACCUAUCGUGAGAAAGGUCAUGGAGAAGAAAAUGGCUGCUGGUCUGGCAGACUUCUUUCACGCUGCAAACCGCGAACUUCUUUACGCCCGCGAGCGCCUUCGUGCAACCCGCAUCGCAGAUCCCAACGACAUGCUUACCUUCUUCAAAGCUGUCGCUGCUCGACUCACGCCAGAGGAUGAUCCAGACCUCUACACUCGCGUUGGCGUCGCCCAACCCGGAAAAGGCGUCUUCAAGAACGUCUAUGCUCCUGGCAGCAUCGUCAAGGUCUGGAAUGAGGAGGCUACUCGCGCGGAGGAGCGUGUUGAGGAGUUUGAGGCACAGGGCUGGCGCAAUGACAUCUUCGAUGUUACUGCUGUGAGGGCUUAA